This is a messenger RNA of Leptidea sinapis, 1224 nucleotides long. RefSeq lists its product as uncharacterized. Gene Ontology annotation, biological process: L-proline biosynthetic process. The transcript is spliced from 7 exons. NCBI's taxonomy places the organism in Eukaryota, Metazoa, Arthropoda, Insecta, Lepidoptera, Pieridae. Gene Ontology annotation, molecular function: pyrroline-5-carboxylate reductase activity. Bases 158 to 1000 code for a protein of 280 amino acids. The record is from RefSeq and is a predicted model, not a curated record.
UAUUGCUUUGACAACGAACGUCUGCGGUCAUAUAAUGCGUUCCUGUAGAGGAAUAAUUUUUUACAUUAAUUAUUCAUUAAUUCAAAUUUAGUGUUUUAUUUGCACCUGUGCCAUUUAGUUAGUUACUUUGUCAACUGUUGCCGGAACUUGCAUCACAAUGAUUAAGUUAUCUGUGGAGCAAGCGAUGAAGAUCGGAUUUAUUGGAGGCGGUAGACUGGCAUUUGCUUUGGCAAAUGGAUUUGUAUCAGCAGGAUUGGCAAAGCCUGAUGAAAUCACGGCGAGUGUUCACCCUUCAGACAUCGUGAGUGCAGAAGCUUUUAAGGGCAUUGGAGCGACAGCGUUGUUUGAGAACAAGCCUGUAGUUGAAAGAUCAGAAGUCGUGAUAGUCUCCGUCAAGCCUGAUGUCGUCGCAACAGCCCUUAACGAAGUUAAAGACUUGCCGGCCUCUAAGAACAAAUUAUUUAUUUCCGUCGCUAUGGGUGUUAAUACAGCAUCCAUAGAAAAGAUUCUGCCACAAGAAGCUCGGGUCAUUCGUGUGAUGCCAAACACGCCAGCCUUGGUGAAGGAAGGCGCCGCUGCGUUCAGUAGAGGCUCCAGAGCGACCGCUGAUGACGCAAAGCUCACCACACAGCUAUUCAAAGCAGUCGGGACCUGCGACGAAGUGCCCGAAUACCAGAUGGAUGCCGUAACAGCACUCAGUGGCAGUGGUCCCGCUUAUGUUUACAUGCUAAUAGAAUCUCUGUCUGACGGCGGGGUACGUUGUGGUCUUCCACGUGACUUAGCACUCCGUUUGGCAACACAGACAACAUUAGGAUCUGCGGCCAUGUUGAAAAAUGGCGGCCACCCAGCUGUCAUGAAGGAUAACGUGACUUCGCCCAGUGGUUCCACUGCAGAAGGCACAUAUCACUUGGAACAAAACGGAUUUAGAUCUGCAAUCAUAGGCGCGGUCACGGCGGCUGCAAACCGGUGUAAAAUCGUAAAUGAUCAACUAAAUAAGUAAAUUAUUGUAAUGUAUUUCGUUAAAUGUAUUUAAACGUUUGUAAAAUAUUUCGUUAGCUACGUUGUUAAGAGUUUAGUUCAUAAAACUCUCAAGAGAUGGCGCUCACUAUGAGGCUUGAUAUUCUAAAACGCGCUAACACUAUUUUGUUGUAUUUAGUUAGGUCAGCCAAUUUAUUAUGAUUAAAUGACUCAGACUCGACCAUCAGACUGAGAAUCAGAUCCUAA